Messenger RNA from Girardinichthys multiradiatus, 4096 nucleotides. RefSeq names its product 5-azacytidine induced 2 (gene azi2). Gene Ontology annotation, biological process: canonical NF-kappaB signal transduction. Lineage: Eukaryota; Metazoa; Chordata; Actinopteri; Cyprinodontiformes; Goodeidae. The coding region runs from base 185 to 1393 and encodes 402 amino acids. Gene Ontology annotation, cellular component: cytoplasm. The transcript has 8 exons. The record is from RefSeq and is a predicted model, not a curated record.
CCUCACCUGUCAGCUCGGACAGGCACUUGCGAGUGUCAAACCAGCCCCGUCCUUUUGUUUUUCGCUUACAUAGAGGCUCUCCUUUUUUGAGCAUAAAUGGUAGCUCUAUGUGGCCAGCUGACAUUUAACUGAGGACAGCUUCUAACACGGUCUUCCCCUCUAAGGAUUAGACCUCUGUCAAGACAUGGAGACCUUGGCAGUAGACGAUGACAUUUGCAUCCUUAAACACGAGACAGCCUUCACGUCCGCCGGAGAGAACCCUGUGUCGGUGUGUGCCGGUGAUGAGUCCGUCGCUUCUCAUUUCGCUUUGGUCACAGCCUACGAGGACAUAAAGAAGAGGCUCAGAGACACAGAGCGGGAAAACACUUUGCUGAAGAAAAGGGUGAAGCAGUUAGAGGAAAAGCUCUUCAGGCCAGAGGCUCCUCCGUCAGAGGGUCCCCAUUAUGUAAACAAGGCCUUCAGUGCUUACAGAGGAAUCUACAUCGAGAAGGAGGACCUGCAGAUGGAGCUUAAUAAACUGAAAAAGGAGAAGAGCGAGAGUGAGAGGUUGCUGACGGAGCAGCUCCAAGCCAAAGAGUUAGAGCUGUUUCAGCUGAGGACAGAGAUGGAGACCACCCAAGGUACAGUGAUGAAGAGUCUGAAUAGCCCUCAAGACUGCAGGCAGGUAGAGAGAGUCGACACUGAUCUGGAGAUCCGCAAACUGCAGGUGGAUCUCGAGAGGGUGAUGCUGGAGAACAGCCGACUGCUGGAGAGAAGCACGGAGGAAUCACAAGACCUUAAUGGACCAAUCAUGAACCAGACAUGUGACGGAAAGCAUAGUGCAAGGGAGAGGACCGUCCAGCAAACAUACGCAGCUUUGUGCUAUGAGGUCACCCGUCUCCAUUCAAAGCUGAAGCACCAGACGACCCUGAUUAAGAAGCUCAGGCCACUGAUCAGCGAGACAAGACAAGCUGCCUCAACUGUCCCAGUCCAGUGUCUCGACGAUGUGGAAAAGAACAACAACCUCCCAGUUAUUCGGGCGCCAGUGCCUCGCCCCCCUAGUGCCCCGCCGGUCCCCUCAUGUUCUGGCCGUCCUUGUCCCGCUGUCGGCGUCCCGACAGGCCCCCCUCUGCCAGAUAGCUUGAGGGAGGACUGCUGGUACAACGGGCCCUGGCCCUCUCAGAACUGUCUGGUGGAGGCGCUGGUCGGCAGUGAGACCGGUGCCAUCAUGCUGCCCCCGCCACCCCUUAAUCAGGCCUCUCUGGAUGACAGUUCGCGCUCCUUCCCCAGCCCCCCCAAGCCCACCGAUGCCAUGUUCUGGGAGGGACACUCCAAUGCAUCCAAUUUGUCAUCCUCACUGGGAAACUUCACUCCAAUGAGCCCUCCCAAUGCUGAGUGGGCCAAGCCGUAUUGAUUACACUGAUGAGUGAUAACUGGGUGGAAACAAAAGAAAUAUAAAACCAGAUGAAGUCUCCAGCUCGGCCACAUAACUACCACCUAACCUGCCUUAAGCUAAUUCAUUAGAGGUGAACUUGAUUGGACCUGCUUCUUGUGGGAACUACGGCCAAAGGAGGCCUUUUUAAGGUGAAAACUCUCAUCUCGCACGCCACAUCAGUGAACAUAUCCGACUUUACAGAGAAAUGGCUGACCCUUAAGAAACUCCAACUCAUAUCUCCAUUCAUAUGUAUCCUUGUGUGCACAUGCAUUUAUGUGUGCAAUUUUGCAUACAGGCAGUUAAAUCUGAGUGUUUAUGGUUGCAAAUGCACAUAAAGCAAUGUGCCUGUGAAUCCAGAAACGAUGUGUGGGCAUCUUCCGCCUGCCUUUAUUUGUAUCUCAUCAUAAUAGGGCUCAGAGGGGCCUCUUUCUUCAUACAUUGUGGCUCCAGAUCACUAGAGCCACAACACUGUAGAAGAGUUUGUAUAACUAUAACUCUGCGAUGCAAUUCUUUUUAUUUUAUGUUUUUUUUUUUACAUUGGAUCAAUGUAAAUUGUAUAAGGUGUGUAGCCCCUGUUCAUCUCAUCAUGUUAGGGAGGAUAUAUGUCGGAAUGAAGACUGUACAGUAAUGCAGAUGGAUAUACAGGAGCAAAUGUAGAUUUUUGUUUCAGCAGUUACCAAAUUAAAACUGACCUUUUUGCCUCCGAAAAUCAUUUUUAUUUAAGACCUUAUAGACAUAUUUUGAAGUACUACUCAUACAUACUGGAUCUGUCUGAAGAUUUUAAGUAUCAAGAGCAAAAAUGUUCUUAAAAUCCAACCUGCCUCCUUGAAUCUGCCUGUGAUUAUAUUAUUUAAGGAGUUGUUAGGGUGGAGUUAUCAGCCAUACCGUGAAUGUGCAGCUCUGUUUGGUUGGCCACCUACGACUCUGAACAAGGACCCAUACACUCCUCUUCAGUUUUAAAGGGUAUAUAUCAUCAUUUUUACAGCUUCUUCUUUUUAGUUGUCUUCAGGUUUGUAGCUCGUGUUAGUUAGUGAUGGACGAACAUAAGUAGCUGAGCUCACACAUUGUCCACCUAAGACAAACGUAGUGAAAGUGAAGGCCCCAGCACAAUUUUGAGUGCAUGGAGUGAUGUAUAUGAUGAUUUAUCCAGUUUUAUCUGAGAGAAAUAGCUUGGAAAUCUAUCAAACCAGCACCCUACCCAGGAAUUUACAAGCUUGGUCUGCUUGUAUUUCACCACAGUGGCAUAUGACCACUUGUGACAAAAAAAUGAAAUUCAAAAUACUAACCUCCUGGCAGCAUUAAGAUAAAUUUGUUAACUAAUAGUUAGAUAUUGUAAUCUUUGCUCUGGUUUAUGUGAGCAUGCCACAUAAGCCACUGCAUGGUUAUCCAGAUCUCCUUUUUCUCCACAUAAUCAGUCUGUUUUACUAGUGAGGGUUUACCAGCACUACGUGUAGCAGGCAGAACGUUAUUCCAAGGACACAGUUGCAGCUAAAGCUAAUUAUCAUGGCUAAAGAUGCUAGGAGAUAUCUUUGGACAAAAUGUAAAAUCUCUUUAAGAAAGCAUUUCCCGACUUUCCAAUAAACUUUAUGCUCACAAAUAACAGUUGUGGUCACUUUCUUGAUCUGGCUGUUUACUCUAUUUUCUAUUAUCAGGUUUGAGUUUUUUUCCUUACCCUAAAUCCUUUCCACUAAGCUCAUCCAUAGAUCCAUAGAUGGAUGAUCUUUGUAGCAGAAAUGCUCACUUAAUUCUCUUUUUCUGUGUUGCAAAUACGCAAUCACACAUCCAUUCCACAUAGUCCUUAUUGAAAAGUAUUUUGGUAUCAAGAAAACACUCCGUUUUCUAUGCCCAACAACAGUCCAUCAGACACGAUGGAUCCAGGAAGACAUCAAUGUAUGGUUCUCACUUCCUGUUUAUAAGAGGCAAAACUACAAUGGCUUUUUUCGUUUCAAAAAGUGCUUUUAAAGUGAUCUUUGAAAAACUGAAAAGGCUGAACGUGGUUUAUUUUGUUUUACUUUCAAUAUUUCUCAGUUUUACAACUCUUAAAUGUGAUGAUAUUUGCCCUUUAACAUCUGAUGAAAGCUGAGACAAGCUUUGUGAAUAUUUUGAAGUGUAUCUAAUCUUUGCACUGUGCUCUUUUCAAUGUUGCUGUUAAAUUAAGAGAGAAGUAUAGAGGUGAUUUCUAUGGGACAGAUGAGCCUAAAAAAGGUGUACAAAUGCAGAACUGUGGAAAUAUAAGAAACAGAAUGUGCAUAUCUGUACAAAUGUAAAUGGUGGGUUUCAUUACUUUGACAAAUGUGAUUCUGCACUUCAUCCAUUUUGUAGUUUUUUCCUCCUUGGACACCAAGACCUCUGAUUUGAUUGAGAGCCAUCUGUGAUGGCAGAUAGACAGUAAUAUAAUAACCUUAAGAAGUGUGAGCUGGGACUUGGGAAAUAAGGUGCACAACAGCCUGUGGUUGUUAAAAUGAUUGCUUUUAUUUUAUUUUUGCAAUUUUCUUUAAUCAGUUUCCAGGUUUUUUUUUUCUUAAUUUGUACUGAAAUGUUGUUUUACAGCUGUACUUUCAUACUUCUGGAAACGAUUUGCAAACCAAAAUGCAAUGUAUAGUAGAUAUGGAUUCUAUUUUAGACUUACCGCUCUUCAGACUGUUUGUAAAUAUGAUUAAAUAAAUAAAUGAAUGAAAGUGA